UCGUUGCGUGCAGUCAUCCUACAGCUACCUUUUGUUUUGUGAUCUCCAAACAAAGCGCGAACUAAAAUAAAUUCAAACUAAAAUGGCCUUCAAGUAUCUGAUCUUCGCCUCGGCCCUGUGCCUGAGCCUUGCCUAUCCGCUGGAGCACCAGUACUACGAGGAGAGCCAUGGCUAUGAGCAUUUGGCCCACCACGAGGCAGAGCCCAUUCACGAGUACGGUCAUCACCAGCUUGAGCGCAUCUCUUUGGGUGAGGACCAUGGACAUCAUCAGAUCGAGCAUGUGCAUCACGAGCAGCCUCACUACGAGACCCACGAGCAUGAGGGGCAUGACGAGCAUGUGGACUACUAUGCCCCUCCCAAGUACGCCUUCAAGUACGGAGUCAAUGACUUCCACACCGGUGAUGUGAAGUCCCAGCACGAGACCCGCGAUGGUGACACCGUCAAGGGCCAGUACUCGCUGGUGGAGCCCGACGGUUCCAUUCGCACCGUGGACUACACCGCCGACAAGCACAAUGGCUUCAAUGCCGUGGUCCACAAGACUGCCCCAGUGCACCACCAUGAGGAGCUGCACGAUCAUCACUACUAAGGAGGGAAUCACUGCUCACUAGAGUUAGCCAAAUUACUCAUCAGCCGGAGGAGGAGAGGGACGAAAUAUAGGAGAAGGAGAAGUAGACGGAGAAGGAUUAUGAGGAUCCACAUCGAUCGACCAUGGAAUCAGCUUCAUAUCUCGUAAUUAGGACAUCAGCAAACACACACAUGCCACGGACCAUUCGGGGAGGGACCUUCACUAGACUUCAGGACCUCCCUCGUGGCCAUGCCCACUUCAUUAACAUUUUGUAUAUUGUAUUUUAUUCUGUGAUAGCGAAUAACUUCUACGUGUAUCUUCCGCUUUCAACUGAUCCUUAGUCAUCACUACCUGCUCAGACGAAUUUACCAAUCUUUAAACUGUAAUCUGUAAUCUAUAAACUUUAAACUGUAAUCUGUUAUCUGUAAUGUAUACUUAUGUCUUCUCGUAAAAUGUAAAACUUGUUACAGAGA
Drosophila kikkawai is the source of this 1038-nucleotide messenger RNA. RefSeq names its product Cuticular protein 66Cb (gene Cpr66Cb). Lineage: Eukaryota; Metazoa; Arthropoda; Insecta; Diptera; Drosophilidae. The record is from RefSeq and is a predicted model, not a curated record. Gene Ontology annotation, cellular component: extracellular matrix.